Molecule: messenger RNA, 2122 nt
Organism: Syngnathus typhle (broad-nosed pipefish)
Lineage: Eukaryota; Metazoa; Chordata; Actinopteri; Syngnathiformes; Syngnathidae
Gene: cckbrb
Product: cholecystokinin B receptor b
Exons: 5
Coding region: 190-1521 (443 amino acids)
Biological process (GO): neuropeptide signaling pathway
Cellular component (GO): membrane
Molecular function (GO): neuropeptide receptor activity; gastrin receptor activity
Source: RefSeq, a predicted model, not a curated record
AGUUUGCAGGGCUCUCCCUUUCCUUUUCUACGCGCACAUAAAAGCAGCUGGCAAAGAAAAGCUACUUUCUCCUCCAUGCAAUUGAGAACUUGCCAAGAACUACGGCAUGGAUGCAAGUGUGCGCGGCAUCAAUUUAGAAUUUGAGGGCAUAUAACUUUUCACCAAUACAUGCAAGUUGAUUGAAGAAGUAUGGAUUUGUUAGGGCUAAACGAGACGUUCGGCGAGUGUGCAACGUUGCGCGUUUUUUUGGCGCAGGGCGGGAGCGCCAACGCUUCAAACCGGAGUUGCGGCAACAUCUCCAUGCUGCUCACACCUCGCGGCGUGCGGCCAAAAGAUGACAACCACACGUUGACCAUCCUGCUGUACUCGCUCAUCUUCUUCUUGAGCGUGUUUGGAAACCUGCUGAUCAUCGUGGUGCUGACGGUCAACAAGCGCAUGCGGACCGUCACCAACUCUUUCCUGCUGUCGCUGGCUGUCAGCGAUCUGAUGAUGGCCGUAUUCUGUAUGCCCUUCACCCUCAUCCCCAGCAUCUUGAAGGACUUCAUCUUUGGCGCAAUCAUGUGCAAGAUAGUGGCCUACCUCAUGGGUAUAUCAGUGAGCAUCACUACCUUUGGCCUGGUUGCCAUAGCGAUUGAGCGCUACAGCGCCAUCUGUAACCCUCUGAAGUCCCGGGUGUGGCAAACUCGUUCCCAUGCUUAUCGAGUAAUUGCCGCCACAUGGCUGAUGGCGCUCAUCGUCAUGAUCCCGUAUCCGGUGGUGAGUCAACUGGACUCCUUUCCGGGGCGCAACAACACCACCGCCCAUAUGUGUCGUCCCAAAUGGCCCAUCGCCAUGGCCGAGCAAUCCUGGUACGUCCUGCUGCUGCUUAUGCUCUUUGCCAUUCCUGGGGUGGUGAUGAGUGUGGCCUAUGGACUCAUCUCCAGGGAGCUUUACAGAGGAAUCCAAUUUGAGAUGGGCCACAAAAAAGAUUCGACAGAUGCGAAAAAUGGCUUGACUGCAACAGUGUCGUGCGGCAGCGAUGACGGCGAUGGCUGCUACGUCAACGUCCAGCGUCCCUACUCAUUGGAAAUGUCCUCAAUGUCCGCUUCGGUCAAGAAGCCCAAGGCCGACCGGCCACGCAGCAACACAUCAGAAGCCAAGCUGGAAGCCAAGAAGCGAGUCAUCCGCAUGCUGGUGGUGAUCGUGGUCCUCUUCUUUCUGUGCUGGAUGCCUUUGUACUGCGCAAACACUUGGCGAGCAUUCGACGACAAUUCGGCCAAAAAAGCCCUCUCCGGCACACCCAUCGCCUUUAUCCAUUUGCUGAGCUACACCUCCACCUGCGUCAACCCCAUCAUCUACUGCUUCAUGAACACCCGUUUCCGGAAGGCUCUGCUCGCUACAUUCUCCUGCUGCUCCACCCCUUUCCGUCGCCAUCGUUCCCGUGGGCUGAGGGAUAACGAGGAGGACGUUAUGGCCAUGGGACCAUCCAUGUCCAAGUUUAGUUACACAACGGUCAGCACCAUGGGAACCUGCUGUGGCUGAUGGAGGAAGAGCCUGUCUGGAACCAGACAGUUCCCAGGACAACAAGGUAUACAACAUCUACUUUGUUUAGGCCAAACAGUUGGCAUCAUGUAGCGAUAUAGUAUCUUAAUUCCAUAAUUGUGAGAAAAUAAAUCGGCGUAUUGAAAAUCCCAGUGUCUCAAUGAACAGUGUAUACAUCAACUAAAACUAACAAAAAGGGAAAGCGCUGGCUUAGGUGUUAAAUCAGGACUGUACAAAUUACAGCGUGGGCGACAUAUACGGCCGGGUGUCAUAUCCCAUAAUGAACUGACUGCUACUACGACACUGAUUUCAUACAUAGCUUUUUUUAGAUUUGCCAAAAAACUAAGAAACGAUUUAGAAGUGAAAUCGUAAUGAACAAGUUUAUUCUUAACGCCCAAAUGAACAAAUAUAGGCGUAUAUUAAAAUAGUUUCUGCUCCAUGUGAAGGUCAGUGUGGUACAGAUUGCUCUGGUUUUGAUUCUGUAUGUGGAGACUGCUUAGUACAGGGGCAGGUAUAGGAUGGAAGGUCACCCCCAAUUUUAUAUACACGUAUAUAUGUACAUAUAUGCAUACAUAUAAUCGGUGAGCGUAUCUUGAACUAC